Ceutorhynchus assimilis (cabbage seed weevil) is the source of this 3432-nucleotide messenger RNA. The record is from the annotation of a GenBank genome assembly. Lineage: Eukaryota; Metazoa; Arthropoda; Insecta; Coleoptera; Curculionidae.
AUUAUGAUAAUUUUUAUUUCAGGAUCCAACAUUAAAGUAAAAUGACAUCGCGUUUCUUCAGAGCACAUGGGGAAUUCUGCACCAGCCACCCCUGGGAGGUGAUUGUGGCCACCCUCACAUUAACAGCUUGUAUGUUAACUGUUGACCAACAAAGUAAUAUUCCUCCCACAAGGCCGGCUAUUAAAUUAUGUCUUGGAUGUCAGGCUGAAUAUAAUGCUGCUGACUUGAUAGCCAUGACGCUGUUUAGAAGUUUAGCCAUACUUUACUGUUACUAUCAAUUCCGAAAAUUGUACAAAUUGGGCUCCAAGUAUAUAUUGGCUAUAGCCGGCCUGUUCACCGUAUUUUCCAGCUUUAUCUUCACCAUGACAGUAUUAAAUAUAUUAAGAAUAAAUAUUAGCGAUUUAAAAGAUGCCCUGUUCUUUUUCUUGCUGCUCGUCGACUUCUCCAAAACAGCCAUGUUAGCUCAGUUCGCUCUUAACGCUAAAAACCAAGAUGAGGUUAAAAAUAAUAUUGCUAAAGGAUUAGCUGUUUUGGGACCUACUACUACUUUAGACACAAUGGUUGAGACACUUGUUAUUGGCGUAGGAACGUUAUCUGGAGUACACAGACUGGAGAUGCUAUCUUGGUUUGCCUGUCUUUCAGCGUUAGUCAACUAUAUGGUUUUUAUAACAUUUUAUCCAGCUUGUUUAUCACUGAUUUUAGAACUUUCCGGAUCAAAAAUGCCUACAAAAGAUUCUUUGAUGAAGUUUGUUUUCAAAGAGGAAGAUCAUAAAUCAAAUCCCGUUCUACGAAGGGUCAAACUGAUUAUGUUUUUCGGAUUAAUGGUCGUCCAUGUACACAGUCGUUGGCCAUUUAAAGACAGUGAAGUGUACACCAUCGAACCCCUAGUUCAACAAUCUUUGAAUAGGACCGAGGAACCCGGUGCAACUGAUGGAUAUUUUAUAAGAUGGUUGACACUUAGCGCUGAGCACAUCGUCAUAUUAAUGCUGGCAUCAGCACUUCUAGUUAAACUAAUUUUCUUCGAUACCGAAGAACAAUUUGUAGAACAGAGAGUAGAGACAUCUACUGAAAAAAGACCAACUGGAAAAACUGAAGACAAGCGGGCGCCGAUGUUAAGCUUUAGUUUAGGCGAUACAUCCGAUUCCUAUGAGCCUAUCUAUGAAGACAAAGAAGUUCAAACAAUGUCUUCAUCAAAUUCAGACAUUGACAGUUCACCAGAAGACGACAUGCCACGUCUAUGCCGGGCCCUAGAAGACUGCCUAAAAGUUUUCAAUAACGUGGAUCUAGGAGCUACAGCCUUAUCGGACGAUGAAAUACUUUUAUUACACAAAAACAAACACAUUGCAGGAUACCAAUUCGAAAAGGCUGUAGAUGAUCCAGAAAGAGGUGUCCGUAUCAGAAGAAAACUUCUGGAGAACACUCUUUUGGAUGCUCCUCAAGUACUUGACGCACUGCCUUAUAGGAAUUAUAAUUAUUCACUGGUCAUGGGUGCAUGUUGUGAAAAUGUCAUUGGAUACAUGCCAAUACCAGUAGGAUAUGCUGGACCCCUACUUUUGGACGGAAGAGAAUUACAUGUGCCAAUGGCAACGACUGAAGGAUGCCUGGUAGCCAGUACUAACAGAGGUUGUAGAGCACUGAAGGAAUCUGGUGUUACUAGCAGUGUUGUGGCAGAUGGGAUGACUCGUGGACCAGUAGUUAGAUUUCCGUCUAUCGUUCAUGCUAGUAAAGCAAUGCAAUGGAUUCAAGAGCCGCAAAAUUUUCAAAAAAUCAAACAACAAUUCGAUUCGAGCAGCCGAUUCGCAAGACUACAAAGAUUAACACUCAAAAUAGCCGGCCGAUUUUUAUUUAUCAGAUUUGUAGCUUCGACUGGAGAUGCAAUGGGUAUGAACAUGUUAUCAAAGGGAACUGAACUGUCUUUGAAAUACGUCCAAGAAAUAUUCAAAGAUAUGGAAAUUUUAAGUCUUAGUGGAAACUUUUGUGCUGAUAAAAAGCCUGCAGCAAUAAACUGGAUUGAAGGAAGAGGAAAAUCAGUAGUCUGCGAAGCGAUCGUUUCUUCUAAAAUAGUCAAAAGCGUCCUAAAAACCAACGUUCACGAUCUAGUAGAUGUAAACAAUUCCAAAAAUUUGGUUGGCUCAGCAGUAGCUGGAAGCAUAGGUGGAUUCAAUGCUCAUGCAGCCAACAUAGUAACUGCCAUUUUUAUAGCAACCGGUCAAGAUCCUGCUCAAAAUAUUAGCAGCAGCAAUUGUAUGACUCUAAUGGAACCUUGGGGUCCACAUGGGGAAGAUUUGUAUAUUUCUUGUACUAUGCCUUCCAUUGAAAUAGGUACAAUCGGUGGUGGUACAGUCCUACCAGCUCAAGGUAGUUGCCUGGAAAUGUUGGGAGUAAAAGGAUCAAAUGCAGCCGAACCAGGAGCGAAUGCAUGCCAAUUAGCCAAAAUCGUAUGUGCGACAGUAUUAGCAGGCGAACUUUCACUUAUGUCAGCCUUAGUAGCCGGCCAUUUAGUCAAAAGUCACUUAAGACACAACCGAUCUACUACAUUAUUGCCAGAUGCUUUUGAUAGAAGUAAAAAUGUUUAUUUGCCACCCUGCAAAGAUAAUGCUUGAGGCUUUUUUUUUAACCAAUUGCAGUGAUGUUUCGCAGAAGAGCCAUAAUUUUGGUAUCUGCUAUAAUUUUUUUUGUACAAGUUUUCGUUAAGGGUUGAUGUCGUUGACGAUCCACAAUUUCAUAAUAUCCUAUGACAUCGGAUUUUCUCUUAUCUAAUGAAUGGACAUUAAAAUAAAAUAGGUAAUAGAAAUAUACUUUUGGUUUUGCGAGAAAAAGUUCCUCUAAUUUAAUGUGUGUAUGUAAUUAUAAUGAUCAACUUUGAGUUGAUUAUCAAGAAUAAAAACAUAUUUAGGUGUUGUAAUUGUAACUGUCGAUAAUAAUAAUAUUCACUAAAUUGUGACAUAACAUAGGUUUUCAUUACGCCUGUUAUUUUUUGACGAAUGGAUCAUUACAAUCGAUGAUGAGAGUAAAUUGUUCUUAUUUAAAAAGAAAUCCAAAUCAUGUAUUGUAUAGUGUGGGCUAGUUAUUUUGACACUUUUAUAAGGAAACACCAAUUUCUAGGCGAGAGAGGCUAAAUUUUUUUUAAACAUUCAAUAGUGCAUACCGCAUGAGAUAUCUUUCCCCGUUCUGCCGCUAAAUGGCGUCAUUCGAUUUUGGGCAAUACUGCAAAUAUUUCAUCUUUUUGGUUUUGGUUCAACCCUUCAUUAGUCGCUAGGAAUUUUUGGGAAAUUUUCAACGCUUCGGUCUGUGACACCGAAAAUAUAAUUCAAGUCCUUCAGACAUAUAAAUCAUUAAUUUAUCUAUUCUGAGGUCUUAUUUUAACAAUUUACCAAAACAACCCAAGCCAAGACAACAAAUCGGGACCCUAUAGAAAAAGAACUGAUUACG